Molecule: messenger RNA, 3021 nt
Organism: Stylophora pistillata
Lineage: Eukaryota; Metazoa; Cnidaria; Anthozoa; Scleractinia; Pocilloporidae
Cellular component (GO): plasma membrane; stereocilia ankle link complex; stereocilium tip
Molecular function (GO): protein binding
Source: RefSeq, a predicted model, not a curated record
UUUGUGGGGCACUCAACCGUUAAAAACGAUUUUGUCGAAGAAGAGAACCCAAUGGCUACUCAGAACUGUGCUCAUACUUUUGGAGUAUUGUGGCAGCGAGCUAAGGAACUACUGAAGAGGGAGGAUUAUGAUCGACUUAAAACUGCGAUUAAAACUUUCUCCAAGACACGAUCGGUGGAGGGAUUGUGUUCGGAUCUUCUAGAGAUUGUCAAUUCACGUUCAAAAGUUGAUAUUCUUGUAGAAGUCAGGCGAUGUCUUCCAGAAAAUCUGCGGAAUAAGUUUACCCGACAAUUCAAUGAGCUACUUGAAGCCGAAGUCAAACGAGAAGGAGAAGACUUUGGAAAAAAGAGGAAGGUAGUAAUCAAGGAAGGAGAAAACACUAUGCCAAAUUUUCAAGGAAGCCCCGCCAAGAAGACCAGGCCAGUAAAGGAAAAGCCACGGAGAUCUAAAGAAGAGAAAAUAAUCUCCAUAGGGCCUGUUUGCUCAAAAGAAUCUACUAGUUUGGGUAUUGAAGCUCAAAAAGCUGCCUUGACCGAUGCUGUUGACUCUGACCAAGAAAGAAAAAUUAUCGUUCUUGAAAGGAGAUCCUUGAAUCAUGGAUUUGGUUUUAAGAUUCAAGGUGGAACGUGUCAUCGCCCUUCCAUAACCGUAGCUCAAGUGACAAAACAUUCGCUUGCUGAUAAGCAAGGAUUGAAAACAGGCGAUAAGAUUAUUCGAGUUAAUAACCAGCGCUGUGGAAAAAGAAAUCUGGUUGACAUAACCCAAAUUAUUGUAAAUUUAAUCAAAGCAUCAAAGACGCUUCAUAUGAGGAUCAUACCUGCUGGAGAUGUCUCCGAUAAAGAAUGUAAAGUUCGCGAUAAGCCUGAACCAGCUGCUAGAGUAGUGGAAAAAAAAUUGUCAACAGUCUCUGUUCAUGCCGAUGAAGAUGGUUGGUUAGGCUGUUGUAUAAGGGGUGGCACCGAUUAUGGCUGUGAUGUACUUGUCAUCUCGGUUGAUAACCAUUCUCCUGCACAAAGGGCUGGGUUAAAGACAGGAGAUGUGAUAGUCAAGGUGAAAGGAAUCAGGACAAAGGACUUGACACAUGUUCAAGUGGUAAGACUUGUUAUUUUGUCUGGUCCUUGCAUCACAUUUUCUGUGAGGUCAGGUUAUAAACAAAAGAAGAGCCUCUGGCCCGAGCUUGUUCGAGUGGACGCUACCCCACUGCAAACCCAGUGUGGUGGGCACCAUAACAUUACUCCCCCAGGGAGCCCAACCUCUAGAGGGCUUCAUCCUUCAGGUUAUCAAAGGAAACCCUGUGGUGCAGUAGUUGACUCACCCUCUCAACUUCCUUUGGAUGUCAUGAAUCUAAAUUGUAUGCCACCCCCACCCUACACUCCUGAGGUGCCACUGAGGCACAGGGUGUUAGCAAGAGGGGAGGAGGGGGAAGAAGAAAUCGAUGGGCAGGUACAACAUGGUUUCAUACAAGAGCCACAGGUAACCCAGGAUCAACAGGUAACCCAGGACCAAUGUUUACCACUGGAUAUUAAUCAUCAGCAAGAAAAAUCAGGGGUGUUUCAACUACAAAUACAAAACACUUUUAUUGAACAAGACAAAGUGAAUAACAGAAAUGAAACAGGCUUAAAUGGAAAUAAAGAUAAUAUACCUCAAGAGAGUAGGGUUGUAGAAAAGGAUUGUGUACCUGGCCCUGCAAUUCUCUUUCCGGAAGAAAUUGUAAUGUCAUCGAUGGAGAAAGAAGCUUUAAUUGAUGACUCUGAAAGAGAAAUGUCAACAAUGCUGGAGCUCCCACCUUCACUACCACCAUUGCCGCCACUUGGGAGUGACAACAGGUUUCCUCGUGCUAGCCAAUCACCAGUCCCAGGUAAUGGAAGAGAAUCCUUUCUCAGCCAGAUAAGACAGUUUGAUGAAACAAUUUUGAAGAAACCCUUUGUAAAUUCUGAGGUUAUCGACUAUAAUCAGUUUCAAAGGAUUUCCAAUAAAAGUGAUCCUGAAGCAGAUGACCGGAUACAAAUCACAAAGGAUGAAAAGAACAGUUCACAGGGUAAUGGUGUACAAGAAAAAGGAGACCCCAUGGACUUACUAUCUGUGCUUCGUCAAGCAAUGAAACACAGAGCCAAAGUACUACAUGAUACUUUGACAGAUGAAGGCAGGGGUAGUGAUGAUAAUGAUGAUGAUGAAAACUAAAAUUGAUGACAGUGAUAAUGAGUGGGAACUGUAAAUUGCCAAAGUACCAUGUACAUGUGUUACGUUAACAGAUGAAGACAUUGGUAUUGAUGAUAAUAUGAUAAUUAAUAAUGACUUUGAUGACAAUGAUAAUGAGAGUGAGUGGGAACUGUACAAAGCCAUUUUGAUUUCUCAUGUUUUCCCUGAAUAAUAAAGCUGGUAGCUUUGAAAUGGAGGUUUUGUGGUAUCUUGUUUGUAGCCAAAUUGUCGCUGAUGUUUAUUGUACACGCAGAAUCAUUAUGUUUUGAAAAGAAGGAAAUAGAACACACUAAGUAACAAGUGAUAUUUAACGUUUAAUGAUUCAAUAAAUGGCAUUUUAAUACAAGAAAUUCACAGCUGCCGCAGCUGUACUUACUUUUAAAAUGCAUGGUAGUUCUAAAUGUCUUUGUUAUUAAAAUUAAUGCAUGCCAUCAUUAUGGCACAUCACACAAAAAAAUAUAAAAGUCUCAGUGAUUAUAUGGUGCAUAUUUCUAAAUGUAUUUUUAACUCGUUAUACAUUUUAGAACUAGUAACAUGUGAUAGAUAUACAUUUAGUUAAUAUUAAUACAAGAUAACUCAUUAAACAGGUCCUGAUUGAAGGGUGAUUAACGAGACCUAAGUAUCCACCUUUCCAACAACUGAGCUUAGAUGUUUUUGAUACAGGAACAACAGCUAUGCUUAAUUUCUCCACUCCUUCAAAUAAUUUCUCCACGUACAAAUAACUUUCAUUUACAUUUUCCAAUUAAUAAUUUCCAUUGUAGUUUACUUUGUAAAUAAGGAAACUGUUCCCUAGAAGUAUUAUUGGAAUGAUUGUGUUAUUUU